AUGCACUGUCUGCGUCCCGCGCUCCUGGCCCGCCUGGCCCGCUCCCGGCCGUGGGCCCCGCUCUUGCGGCGCGGGGCGGCAGCCGGCGGGGAGGAGGAAGAGGAGCGCUUUGUCUUUCCCGAGUAUGAACCGGAGCCUAGAAAGGCAGCGGCGCCCCGCCGGGAGCGGGAGCCGGGCAGGGAACGGCGGGAGCGGGGCUCCUUGUCGGCGGCGAGGCGGCCCGAUCCCUCGGUGCCGCCGAGCGGCGUGAGCUGCUCGGGUUGCGGGGCCGAGCUGCAGUGCUGUGACAGCGCGGCGCCGGGCUUCAUGCCGGCAGAGAAGUACCGGAGCCUGUCAGACGGCCCGGAUGGCUUGGCGGGGCUGCGGAACGCCGUUUGCCAGCGGUGCUGGAUGCUGUCCCACCACAGCCAGGCGCUGGGGUUGCGGCUGCCGCCCGAGCAGCACCGGCUGGUGGUGAGCGCCGCUCUGCGCCGCCCGCUUCGCCACGGUCGAGGUCCGCUCCUCCUCUACAUUCUCGACCUGCUGGAGCUGCCCGACCCAGUGCUGCCUCAGCUGCAGGGGCUGAUGAGCCCAGACGUCCCUGCCGCCGGGCUGCUGGUGGUGGGCAAUAAAGUGGACUUGCUGCCCGCCGACGCCCCCGGGCACCUGGGGCGGCUGCGGGAGCGGCUGACGGCCGCCUGUGCCCAGGCCGGCCUGCGCGCGUUUCCGCUGGUGGACGUGCGGCUGGUGAGCGCCAAGACGGGCUUCGGCCUGGAGGGGCUGGUCAGCCGGCUGCAGCGGUCCUGGAAGUGUGCCGGCGACGUCUACCUGCUGGGUGCCACCAACUCCGGGAAGUCCACGCUCUUCAACACCCUGCUGCGCUCGGACUACUGCAAGUCCCGUGCUCCUGACAUCGUCAACAGAGCCACUGUAUCCCCGUGGCCAGGAACAACACUGAACCUGUUGAAAUUUCCAAUUAUUAAUCCUACGUGUGAUAGAAUAUUCCGAAGGCAGGAGAGGCUGAAAGAGGAGGCAACAAAAACAGAAGAUCAACUAAGCAGUGAAGAAAGAAAGUACCUUAAUCACCUUAAAAAGCACGGUUACUUAGUAGGAAGAGUUGGAAGAACAUUUCAACGUCAGAAGUCUACUACUGUGGUUGACUUUGACCCUGACAUGCUCUCCUACAGCAUAGAUGAAGAGCCUACACAGUCUCCUAAGAAAGGUGAAGAAAAAGAGGAGUUCACAUACAACGAAGUGAAGGAUGCUCGCUGGUGUUUUGACACACCAGGGAUUAUAAAGGAAAACUGUGUGUUGAAUCUCCUGACAGAGAAAGAAGUAAAGCUGGUUUUGCCAACACAGGCCAUUGUUCCACGGACCUUCAUUCUUAAGCCAGGAAUGGUCUUGUUUUUAGCAGCCUUGGGACGUGUAGACUACUUAGAGGGUAAAAAGCCUGCCUGGUUUACUGUUGUGGCUUCUAACCUCUUGCCAGUCCACAUUACUGCCCUGAGUAAUGCAGAUGCCCUUUACAAGAAACACGCUGGCCAAGAUUUACUGAAGGUUCCCAUGGGUGGGGAAGAGCGAAUGAAAGAGUUUCCCCAUCUUGUUCCUCAGGACAUUACACUGAAGGGAAUUGGUACCACUGAGGCAGUUGCAGAUAUCAAGCUUUCCUCUGCAGGCUGGGUGGCAGUGACAGCUCACGCAGAAGAGGAGGUGCUGCUGCGAGCCUACACUCCCCAGGGCACCGCGCUGGUGGUGCGGGAGCCUCCCCUUUUGCCGUACAUCAGUGCCGUCAGAGGGUCCCGGAUUGGAGCCAGUGCUGCCUACAGGACCAAAAAGCCUCCCUCACUGGUGGAGAACCUGAAAAUCACUGGGAGGAGAUAGUACUUGUCAUUAUGUGAGUAAGGCAGAAGACAGGACAG
Messenger RNA from Dryobates pubescens (Downy woodpecker), 1898 nucleotides. It is a transcript of the gene NOA1, whose product is annotated as nitric oxide associated 1. Bases 1 to 1860 code for a protein of 619 amino acids. The record is from RefSeq and is a predicted model, not a curated record. Gene Ontology annotation, molecular function: GTP binding. NCBI's taxonomy places the organism in Eukaryota, Metazoa, Chordata, Aves, Piciformes, Picidae. The transcript is spliced from 7 exons.